Vespa mandarinia (Asian giant hornet) is the source of this 1446-nucleotide messenger RNA. RefSeq names its product mitochondrial glycine transporter. Gene Ontology annotation, cellular component: mitochondrion; mitochondrial inner membrane. NCBI's taxonomy places the organism in Eukaryota, Metazoa, Arthropoda, Insecta, Hymenoptera, Vespidae. Gene Ontology annotation, molecular function: glycine transmembrane transporter activity. Gene Ontology annotation, biological process: glycine import into mitochondrion. The record is from RefSeq and is a predicted model, not a curated record.
UUUUAAUGUCUAUAUGAUAUAUAAAAGACUAUUACAAAAUCUUAUUUCUGAGUAUAAUAACAUAUCUAAUGAGACCAAGUAAAAUUGUUUCAAAAUUAAGGUUACAUGAAUACUCUUAGUCAUUCCUAUACAUAAAAAAUUAACAGACUUUAAACUCAACAAUGUAUAAUGAACUUCCUAUAUUACGUAUAUUACUAAGUCACGUUUAAAUCACGUUUCUCUCGACCAUUUUUUAAUAUUUUUAUAUGACAGUAUUCUGAUAUGCAGGGUCAUUCAAUUGACCUGGAGAACGAAGAAACUGAGAUAAGCAAGGAAGUAAGUAUUCGUCACGCUUUAAAUGACUUCAGUAUCUUUAGUGGCACGAGACAGUUAAGAAAGGUUUUAUUUUAUUGAUUUGCUGCAUCAAUAAGAGCUAGACUACAGUGAUUCUUAAUUUAUAUUUCACAAGCUUCCAAUCAAUUACAAAAUAUAAAAAUGGAGGCUAUAGGAGCCUAUCCCAUAUUAAAAUCUUUUCUUGCUGGCUCAUUUUCUGGUACUUUUUCGACAAUUCUAUUUCAACCAUUGGAUUUAAUUAAAACUAGAUUACAAAGCAGAGUUACUACUCAUGUUGAACCAACAAGAAAUGGGAUGCUAACAACAAUUGUACAUAUAAUAAAAAAAGAAAAUGUAUUUGGAUUAUGGCGGGGUAUGACACCAUCUAUAACAAGGGUCAUCCCUGGUGUUGGACUCUACUUUUCCUCUUUGGAUUGGUUAAAACAUACAUUACAGCUAGAAGAACCAUUGACACCUCUACAAGCUAUAUCGUUAGGUAUUACAGCUCGAUCUAUGUCUGGUGGUUUAUUAAUUCCAAUUACCGUUGUUAAAACACGAUUUGAGAGCGGCGUUUACAAAUACAAUAGCGUUGCAGAAGCUUUGAGGCUCAUAUAUAGGCAAGAAGGUAUUAAAGGUCUGUCAAGUGGCCUAGUACCAACAUUACUUCGCGAUGCACCAUACAGUGGUCUUUAUCUGUUAUUUUAUACACAAUUAAAACAAAUAGCUGCUCAUACAGAGCUCAUUCAUCAAAAUACCUCUGUACCAGUACACUUCAGCUGUGGGGUUUUAGCAGGAAUUUUUGCUGCUAUUGUAACGCAUCCACCAGAUGUUAUUAAAACGAAGAUGCAACUUUAUCCAAAUGAAUUUAAAACUAUUUACAGUGCCACUUAUAUUGUGUAUAAAAAGUACGGAAUUUUAGGAUAUUUUAAAGGAAUUGUUCCUAGAAUGUUAAGAAGAACACUAAUGACUACUAUGGCUUGGACUGUUUAUGAACAGAUUACACGAAGCAUUGGGUUAAAAUAAAAUUUAAUAAAUUAUGCUGAUUGGUAUAAAUAGAAAAUUUUAACCACAUGAGAACAAUUAUUUAUAUACAGUAUUAGAAUGAAGCAACGUAUUGCUCAUUGUAUUACCAAU